AUGCUGAAACCAGUCCCUUCAGAGACACGUACAACAGUGCCGUCAUUUAGCCCGCCACGGGGUCUUUUCUCCGCUGGGUCUUGCAUGUAUCGCGAGCGCCCUCGCACAAAUCCUGCGACUCUGCCAUCGCUUGAAGCAGAAAAACUCCGUCAGAAGCGGUCGCCAUGUUUUGUGUUUCGAGACGACAAGGCAACACAAAAUCAGGCCCCGAUCUCGCGCCGGCCCGAUCCGCUGAUUGGUUGCACCAAAACACAAGCAAUUCUUGUCCUCAGGGCAAUCCGUUUCAUCCCCGUCAAGUUCCCCCAUCGUCGGCGCCGGGAGCCCCCUCCCCCGUCGGAACAUCCACGGAGCUUGAGGUGGUGGCGGGCGGCGGGCGGCGGCAUCGACAGCCCCUUUGGGAAAGGCUCCAGCUGCCGGCAGUGGAUCGUUGCUUCAGCCCAGCGGAAGAAGGCUACCUGA
This is a messenger RNA of Akanthomyces muscarius, 459 nucleotides long. RefSeq lists its product as uncharacterized. Lineage: Eukaryota; Fungi; Ascomycota; Sordariomycetes; Hypocreales; Cordycipitaceae. The record is from RefSeq and is a predicted model, not a curated record. The transcript is spliced from 3 exons. The coding region runs from base 1 to 459 and encodes 152 amino acids.